GUUGCCCUAUCCAUGUGUGCCGCGAUUGCCGGAGGAGCUCUGCGAGGCGCGUCGGCAUUUGGAGCUGGAUCGAUCGCUUGCCACACUCGCAAUCGCGCGGCUCCUAGGGUUUACUUCUUCCACGGGAUGGAGGUUUUCUGGACGCCGCGAGCCAAGGACAACAAAUCGCUCGUCAAGCUCCUCCGGGAGGAGGGCGCGGUGAAAUCCGACAGGGUCGCCAGCGUCAUGGGGAAGCUGGAUCGCGCCUUGUUCAUCGCCGAGGGCGAGAGGAAUCUGGCGUACAUGGACUGUCCAAUGCAGAUUGGAUUCAAUGCCACCAUCUCGGCUCCACACAUGCAUGGCUCGUGCCUGGAGCUUCUCAACAAGCAUCUCCAGCCGGGAAUGCACGCUCUCGACGUUGGCUCCGGAACUGGUUACUUGACCGCUGCUUUCGCUCUUCUGGUGGGCGAUCAAGGUCGCGCUGCAGGAGUGGAACACAUUCCGGAGCUCGUCGAGCAGUCGAUCAAAAACGUUAGGCGAUCCCCGGCGGCUUCACUGCUGGAGCCCGGCGUUCUUUCUCUGCACGUUGGAGAUGGUCGACUUGGCUGGCCCGAGCACGCGCCAUACAACGCCAUUCACGUUGGAGCCGCGGCUCCGCAAGUGCCUCAGCCACUGAUCGAUCAGCUCAAACCAGGCGGCCGGAUGGUGAUACCGGUUGGGGAGGGAGCGCAAGAGCUGGUGGUGAUCGACAAGGGGCCCGAUGGAUCGCUCAAGCAGUGGACCGCGUCGAGCGUGAGGUAUGUUCCUCUAACUAGCAAGGACGAGCAGCUCAGGGGAGGAGUAUGAUUGUAAUUAGACUUUUGUAACUAUCACGAAUGAGAAGGCCUCUUGCUUCAAAAGUUGAAGGAAGCACCAUCAAAUCUAAAACAACGCAUUUCCAGUUUUGAGAAUGCUGGACA
Messenger RNA from Selaginella moellendorffii, 938 nucleotides. Its product is annotated as protein-L-isoaspartate O-methyltransferase. The record is from RefSeq and is a predicted model, not a curated record. Bases 13 to 825 code for a protein of 270 amino acids. The transcript has 4 exons. Gene Ontology annotation, biological process: protein modification process. Gene Ontology annotation, molecular function: protein-L-isoaspartate (D-aspartate) O-methyltransferase activity. Gene Ontology annotation, cellular component: cytoplasm. NCBI's taxonomy places the organism in Eukaryota, Viridiplantae, Streptophyta, Lycopodiopsida, Selaginellales, Selaginellaceae.